This is a messenger RNA of Giardia duodenalis, 393 nucleotides long. Its product is annotated as Ribosomal protein S15A. Lineage: Eukaryota; Fornicata; Diplomonadida; Hexamitidae. The coding region runs from base 1 to 393 and encodes 130 amino acids. The transcript has a single exon. Gene Ontology annotation, cellular component: ribosome; cytosolic small ribosomal subunit. Gene Ontology annotation, biological process: translation. The record is from RefSeq and is a predicted model, not a curated record. Gene Ontology annotation, molecular function: structural constituent of ribosome.
AUGGUUCGCAUCAACGUUCUCCGUGACGCACUCAAGUCCAUUUGCAACGCCCAACGCAUCGGGAAGAAACAGGUGAUUGUCCGUCCUUCCUCGAAGGUUAUCAUCGAGUUCCUCCAACUUAUGCAGAAGAACGGCUACAUAAGCGACUUCGCAGUCGUGGAUAACCACCGCUCAAACAGGAUCGUCGUGAACCUCAUCGGAAGACUCAACAAGGCUGGUGUCAUAUCUCCUCGUUUCGACAUUCCCGCCAACGACAUUGAGAAGUGGGUCGUCAAUCUUCUGCCGUCGCGUCUCUUCGGGCACAUCAUCCUCACUACUUCCCAGGGCAUCAUGGACCACAUCGAAGCUCAGCACCGUCAGAUAGGUGGCAAGGUCAUUGGCUACUUCUACUGA